Molecule: messenger RNA, 1479 nt
Organism: Pestalotiopsis fici W106-1
Lineage: Eukaryota; Fungi; Ascomycota; Sordariomycetes; Amphisphaeriales; Sporocadaceae
Exons: 6
Coding region: 1-1479 (492 amino acids)
Biological process (GO): malate transmembrane transport
Cellular component (GO): membrane
Molecular function (GO): malate transmembrane transporter activity
Source: RefSeq, a predicted model, not a curated record
AUGAACUCGGCACAGAAUAAAGUCAUGCCUCCCGAUGAAGUGGCCGGUCGAGCUCCGGCAGCAACAGCAGCAGGAGGGGCCCAUGAGGACGACAGCAACAAUGGCAGCAACACCAGCACCAGCAGCACCAGUUAUUCCAGUACAGCCAGAGAUGACGCUACCACUACUCGCGCCACUUCUUCAGCGGCUGGUGGUAGCAGCACAUCAUCAUCUUCCUCUUCUGAUGACGGCUCGUCGUCAUCGUCGUCAUCCCCCACAUAUCCGAGCGCCUCGACGGCCGCCGAGGCGAGGCUGAUUGAACGCCAUCGCCAUGCCAAUGGGUACACAUCGCGGCGCGUGUCUGUUCGGGAGCGCGUUUCGCACUUCACUUGGGCUUGGUUUGAGUGCACCAUGUCUACCGGUGCCGUGGCUACAUUACUGGGCCAGCAGCCUCAUACUUUUCCCGGUCUUCAAACCAUUGGCACCGUCUUCUUCAUUCUCGAUCUGGUCCUGUUUGUUGCAUUCACCUGCCUCAUCACUGCGCGCUUUGUCAUGCACCCGGGCGCACUGCGAUUGAGUCUUCAUCAUCCGCACGAGUCCUUUUACUUUGGUACUUUCUGGAUAUCCAUCGCCCUGAUCAUAUACGGUACCCAGGAGUAUGGCGUACCCAAUGCGGGUCCUUGGCUUGUCCGGGCGCUGGAGAUUUUGUUCUGGUGCGAGGCGGCUGGGGCGUUGCUCGUCGUCAUCUUCCAGUACCACAUUAUUUUCGAUGAAGAGGAGCUUCCCGUCAAGGAUGCAAUGCCUACCUGGCUCCUCCCGGCCUACCCUUUUCUCGUCUUGGGCCCUCUUGCCGCUGUUCUCGAGUCUUCUCAGCCGCUGCCCUCGGCCACGUCUGUAUUCAUUGGCGGGCUGGUGUUUGAGGGACUCGGCUGGAGUGUUGCUUUCAUCAUGUACACGGUAUACUUUACACGACUUAUAAAUAGCAAGCUGCCCACUGAAAGUAAGAGGCCAGGAAUGUUUGUGGCCGUCGGCCCAGCAGGCUACACCUCGAGCACACUGGCAGCCUUGGGCAUGCAGGCUCCGAGGGUGAUUCCGGCCGACUAUCUAGGUCUAUCAGUACCGACUGGCGAGCUGUGGAAGGCCAUGGCCGUGCCGGCCGCCAUGUUUGUGUGGCUGGUGGGCUUCUGGUUCUUUGCGCUGGCCGUGGUGUCGUGUCUCCGGGGUGCGCGGCGAAUGUACUUUACCCUCAGCUGGUGGGCGUUUGUCUUUCCCAAUGCCGGCCUCACCCUGGGCGCCAUCAUGAUUGCCAAUGCCAUUAAUUCGCCAGGCAUCAAGUGGCUAUGCAGUGCCGUCAGCGCCCUCAUCGUCGCUGUCUGGCUUGGGGUGGCUGCCAUGAAUAUCCGUGCCGUGUGGAAGCGACAGGUCCUAUGGCCCGGCGCCGACGAGGAUAUGGAGGAUUUAGAGGGCAGACUGGCUCAUGAUAAAGCGAGACAUGAUUGA